Messenger RNA from Camellia sinensis, 675 nucleotides. The record is from RefSeq and is a predicted model, not a curated record. Lineage: Eukaryota; Viridiplantae; Streptophyta; Magnoliopsida; Ericales; Theaceae.
AUGACAAGAUGGCUUUUGGUUCUAGCAGAAUAUGACAUCACUUGUGUUACUCCCAAGGCUAUUAAGAUCCAAGCACUUGCAGACUUACUGGCCCAAUUCCCAUCUGGUGGACAUGAACCUGUAGAGGUACCUCUACCAGGUGAGGUCCAUGUCUUAGCAGCUGUAGUUGAAACUUAUUGGGACUUAAAAAUUGAUGGAGCUUCUGGAGCUGGGAAAGGUGGAGCUGGCAUAACACUAACCAGUCAAGAAGGAGAGAAGUUUCAUCUAUCAUAUAAGCUUGACUUUGAAUGUUCAAACAACGAGGCUGAAUAUGAGGCGUUGAUAUUGGGUCUAAUUGCUACCCAAAAGAAGGGCCUCCGCAAGUUGAAAAUUUGGGGCGACUCCAAGCUAGUUGUCAAGAAAACAAUGGGUGAUUUCAUCUUGAAGGAGCCUCUGUUAGCCCCAUAUAGCAUCGUAGUUCAAAGGUUUCUCACUCAGUUUGAUGAUGUCCAAACCCAGCAUACCCCUCGAACAUACAGCCGUUUCCCCAAUGCCUUGGCUACAUUGGGGACAAAGGUGGAUGUACUAGAUGAUAUUAUAGCCAUCAUCAUCGAGAAAAGAACAACACCAAUAGUGUUUGCCGAAGAACAUACAGAGCAAGUUGCUGAGUGGUGGAAAGCAUAUAUAAUCCUGUAG